Molecule: messenger RNA, 1104 nt
Organism: Oryctolagus cuniculus (rabbit)
Lineage: Eukaryota; Metazoa; Chordata; Mammalia; Lagomorpha; Leporidae
Gene: SSR1
Product: signal sequence receptor subunit 1
Cellular component (GO): endoplasmic reticulum membrane; endoplasmic reticulum
Source: RefSeq, marked provisional
CGCCAUUACCGCCGGAGUAGCUGAGAACAUUCGCGGACAGGCACUGGACACCUGACGGGCCGCACCAUGAGACUCCUCCCCCGCUUGCUUCUGCUUCUGCUGCUCGUGUUCCCCGCCACCGUGCUGCUGCGAGGCGGCCCGGGAGGCUCACUAGCAGAGGCUCAGGAUCUUACGGAGGAUGAAGAAACAGUGGAAGAUUCGGUAAUCGAAGAUGAAGAUGAUGAAGCUGAGGUAGAGGAAGAUGAACCCACGGAUUUGGCAGAAGAUAAGGAAGAAGAAGAUGUUUCUGGUGAACCAGAAGCUUCACCAAGUGCAGAUACAACUAUCUUGUUUGUAAAAGGAGAAGAUUUUCCAGCAAAUAACAUUGUGAAGUUCCUGGUAGGCUUUACAAACAAGGGUACAGAAGAUUUUAUCGUUGAAUCCCUGGAUGCCUCUUUUCGUUACCCUCAGGACUACCAGUUUUAUAUACAGAAUUUCACAGCUCUUCCUCUGAACACUAUAGUACCACCCCAGAGACAGGCAACUUUCGAGUACUCCUUCAUUCCCGCGGAGCCCAUGGGUGGGCGACCCUUUGGUCUGGUCAUCAAUCUGAACUACAAAGAUUUUAACGGUAAUGUAUUCCAAGAUGCUGUCUUCAAUCAAACAGUUACAGUUAUUGAAAGAGAGGAUGGGUUAGAUGGAGAAACAAUCUUCAUGUAUAUGUUCCUUGCUGGUCUUGGACUUCUGGUUGUUGUUGGACUUCAUCAGCUCCUAGAAUCUAGAAAGCGUAAGAGACCUAUACAGAAAGUAGAAAUGGGUACGUCAAGUCAGAAUGAUGUUGACAUGAGUUGGAUUCCUCAGGAAACUUUGAAUCAGAUCAAUAAAGCUUCUCCGAGACGGCUGCCCAGGAAGAGGGCGCAGAAGAGAUCGGUGGGAUCUGAUGAGUAAAUGUUCCCUUGUGCAGCAGUUGAGUCUGUGCUUACCUGCCCUAAUGUUUUUCGGCCUGAUGGGAAUUAGUGCAGAGAAGCCAUAUCACCAUAGAAGGCACCUCCUACUUAUGUGUGGACUGAGCGAGCAGAUCUGUGGCAAUGAUAUUGCUGAAAAUGCACUGCGUUCAUUUUUCUA